AUGUCGGACGCGUCUUCUUCCCCUCCUGCGAGCAGUGUAGACCACUCCCCAACACUCACCCUUCGCACGAAAGAGAUUGUCGACAGUCCCCCAGCCGCUUCUACUGUCUUUCCCCACCGCCAAGAAACUAUUCUCGUCGAUCAGCGCGACAUUCUUCCACCCCCAACAAGUGCCUAUAUACCCCCAAGCAGCGACAAUCAGCACCGAAACCUUAUUCUGUGCUUUGAUGGGACCGGCGACCAGUUCGACGCAGACAACUCGAACAUCGUACAGCUCAUGUCCGUUCUUCAGAAAAACGAUAAAUCCAAGCAACUAGUGUACUAUCAGAGCGGUAUUGGGACCUACACGUCCAGUACAUCGCCUUCGCCAGUUAUGACUAAAUUAUCCUUAAUGCUUGACGCUGCUAUUGCCUGGAAUCUUGAUUCCCAUGUUAUGGCGGGGUACGAGUUUCUGAUGCAAAACCAUGCUGCCAACGACAGAAUCUCAAUUUUCGGCUUCUCUCGAGGAGCCUACACGGCGCGCAGUCUUGCGGGAAUGAUCCACAAGGUUGGUCUCUUGCCUGCCGACAAUCAUCAACAAGUGCCGUUCGCGUAUAAGAUGUACACCCGCGUUGACGAGAUCGGAUGGACUCAAUCAAAUGCAUUCAAGAAAGCUUUCUGUAACGACGUCAACAUCGAUUUUUUGGGCGUCUGGGAUACCGUCGAUUCAGUGGGAUUGAUUCCUCGCAGACUGCCUUUUACUACAUCCAACGUCGCUGUUCGAACUUUCCGCCAUGCAGUUUCAAUCGACGAACGGCGAGCUAAAUUCAAAAGCAAUCUAUGGAAUUGGCCGAGCGACACAGAAAAGAAACUUGGAACGCACAAUUCGCCUCCACAGACGCCCAGACUUCGAAUGAAAGAUAUGCAAGUCCGGGGCUAUACCCUUCCUGUGCCUUCGUUACGCUUAAGAGAUUCGGAGAAGGAGUUCGAUGAAGAUGUCGAGCAAGCUAAGUUUGAAAGCGCCUUCGCGAAGCAUCACAGAAAGACGAAGAGGACAGAUGUCUUGGAGGUUUGGUUUGCAGGUUGUCAUUGUGAUAUUGGUGGCGGCUCCGUGCCAAACAAUACUCGCAACAGUCUUGCUCGCAUCCCUCUCCGUUGGAUGAUUCGUGAGUGCUUCAAGGCGGAAACUGGUAUCAUAUUCAAUGCCGAGCGUUUGGUGGAGCUUGGAUUGGACCCCACCACUCUUUAUCCCCAUGUUCUUGACCGACCGCCUGCCAAAGAGAUGCAUCCUGACAUGCGAAUCGCUCGAAGAGCCCCAAGAAAACUGUGGUUCCAAAGGGUGUUCCGGCCGAAAGCGUCUCAUUCCGGAGGCAACGAGUUCACAUUUUCUCCUAACCCAGAAAACCAGCCACCAACACAUGUCAUGCCGGGAAUGGAAGAAGAGGAGGACCUGAAGGAUGCCCUUUCGCCUAUAUAUGAUCAGCUCAAGCUCAGUCCUGGCUGGUGGAUAUUGGAAGUCUUGCCGUUUUCCUUCCGAACGCAGAAUCUCGACGAUAGCUGGAAGACGCACUUUAGAUCCAACUUUGGGCGAGCUAGGAAAAUUCCGCAUCAGGUUAUCAGCCCAAGUGAACAGGAUGCAGGCGAGGCACAAGAGAAAGUGAAUCUCAAAGUUCAUAGGACGGUAAAACAACGACUGCAGGUCAAGGACCAUAAAGGACGGUAUUAUGUCAAUCGAGCCCGGUUCCACGUAACACCGGAACGACGACUUUUUCACUCCUCUUCAUUCAUUCAACGAUUCGGACUUGAGGACCGCACUACAUUCGUCCGUGACGCUCUACCUCAUGGUGAGGUCCUAUCAAAGCGUAGAGAAAUAAAACUCUCCUCUCGACGGCGGUCCCGAGUCCGGAGCGAACGGACUGGAAAAUGGGCAAUAGACAAAACCACUGCUCAGACCAACGUUGGCCGUCGCGAGCACCCACAAGUCGUCACAUUCUACGAUCCCCCACCUGAACUUGCCCAUGCCGGUGUUCCAAUUAUUGCCAAGUCGGAUCACACAACUGCAACGACCACAGACUCGUACAGCCCAGCAAUUGGUGGUAAAAACCAUCUGCCACGAAAGUUUACUUCUCCGCCACUCAUUCCUGGCUUUCAACGCGCCUUGGUCGAUCUCUUUGGACCAGAGGUAGUACCAACGCCAAUUCAAGCCCUCGCCCUCAAAUGGGUUGUUGACCCUUGGUCCCCUGAGCGUGCAGAACAAUCAACUGCAUUGACAACAACAGAAAGCAGUGGAGCGUACAAAGAAAUACUACUAGCAGCUGAAACAGGCUCCGGCAAGUCCAUCGCAUAUCUGCUUCCCAUGUUACAAGCUCUCAAACUGAGCGAAAAUACGACAACACCACACAAUACUACCAAGCAUGCUUAUUCACCGCGCGCACUCGUUUUGACCCCCACGCACGAGCUGGCGCGGCAAAUUGCUUCCUCUGCCAAAAUGCUCCUCCAUGCGCCAGACACCAAACUACGCGUUCUAUGUGUCUCAAGAGCGAAUACUGCUGCACGCGAUUCGUCUUUGGCAGGGAAAACGAAGCAGAAAACGAAUGCCAGUACGAUGAAAGCCACGAUGUUGUCAUUCAUGGAGGAGGGACCCGGAGAAUUCGAUGUUGGUGACGGAAGGGAAGAGCCCUAUCGCUAA
Molecule: messenger RNA, 2667 nt
Organism: Mycena indigotica
Lineage: Eukaryota; Fungi; Basidiomycota; Agaricomycetes; Agaricales; Mycenaceae
Exons: 10
Coding region: 1-2667 (888 amino acids)
Molecular function (GO): ATP binding; nucleic acid binding
Source: RefSeq, a predicted model, not a curated record